Molecule: messenger RNA, 1231 nt
Organism: Saccostrea echinata
Lineage: Eukaryota; Metazoa; Mollusca; Bivalvia; Ostreida; Ostreidae
Product: ribonuclease P protein subunit p40-like
Exons: 8
Coding region: 8-1054 (348 amino acids)
Biological process (GO): tRNA 3'-end processing; tRNA 5'-leader removal; endonucleolytic cleavage in ITS1 to separate SSU-rRNA from 5.8S rRNA and LSU-rRNA from tricistronic rRNA transcript (SSU-rRNA, 5.8S rRNA, LSU-rRNA)
Cellular component (GO): multimeric ribonuclease P complex; ribonuclease MRP complex
Molecular function (GO): ribonuclease P activity; ribonuclease MRP activity
Source: RefSeq, a predicted model, not a curated record
AUGCAAGAUGGCUGCGUCCAUCAAAAAGUCCACACUGAAAGAAAAUCUGAAAAUAAACACUUUUAACAUCGACAAUGAAGAAAAAAUAAAAUGGAUAUCAGGUCUCAGUUAUAUGAAACAUUCCAUUGGUGUUACCAUCACACACCUGGAGACAUUUCCAUCAAACAUCAUAGAAAUUUGUGAGGAUGAGUUAUCUUAUAUUGUUUACAAUCUCCCAGUGCAUGAACUUAUCAAUCCUGAUCUUCUUGGAGCUUUCCAGCAGAAAGGGUCUCUGUGUAUGCUGUCUUUUGGCACCAGACUAGAGGUUAAUGACUGUGUGGCAUUUUUACCUACAGGGCAUUUAAUUCUUCACCUCAGAAAAGAUUUAUACACAAGACUAGGUCUAGAAGGAAAGCCAUCUCAAUAUAACAAAUAUGGAGGAGAAAAAUAUGUGGUAGAAAUUGAUGUUGGAUCAACAGUUUUUACACCAGGAAAGAAAAAUUAUGAAAAGGUCCGGCAAUGUCUGUUGCGUGUCAAUAUGCAGUGUGAUUUCUUGGUGACAUGGACACCACAAGAUGAAAAUUUGUGUGCCAGUUCCAUUCACAAGUAUUUCAGGAUAAAAGAUUUUAAUUGUGUCCAUUUGCCUGUUUCAUCAAAAACUCACAAAUACACAGAUGUUGAUAUACCUGAUCUGCAGCAUCAGGAUGUAGAUAAUCAUACUCAAGAAGAGCUAUAUGAUUGGCUUGGAGGUGUAGCCAAUCAAAUUUCACUGCCCAGUGAAUCUGAUGAGGCAUACAACCCUCUGUCUGACUACUCUGGUCCUACCAGGCUAGGUCACUGCUCUCAUUUUCAAAUCUCUGGACUCUUCUCCAGUGCCACUGUCCAAAAUUUGAUCCAGGAAAUUAGAAAGAUGUGUAAAUCCUGCAAUACAUGGGCCUGUCUGACAAUUCAUGGAUUUACUGACUCACCAACUUCCUUAGGAAGAUCAGAGAAAAAUCCCCACAAGUUGUGUGCUGACAGUGCUACUCUAGUGAUUCUACCCAGUGACAGAUGCUGGUUGUUUACAGAUACCUGAAUUGAACUUUGUUGAAAUUGAAUCUGUUGAUCAAAAGUGUGCCAGUUCCCUAGUACCUAGAUGAGGCACUCAGUGCAGCUGUAAAAUGUACAUCAGGGUUAUAUCAGUAUCAUCUGAUUAUGAACUAAGCCUGUAUUAUGUUCCAUCUGUACUGCAUUAAAGAAUUCACACGAAGUU